Mollisia scopiformis is the source of this 3606-nucleotide messenger RNA. RefSeq lists its product as uncharacterized. The transcript is spliced from 5 exons. Gene Ontology annotation, molecular function: phosphorelay sensor kinase activity; protein binding. Gene Ontology annotation, biological process: regulation of DNA-templated transcription; detection of visible light; phosphorelay signal transduction system. The coding region runs from base 1 to 3606 and encodes 1201 amino acids. NCBI's taxonomy places the organism in Eukaryota, Fungi, Ascomycota, Leotiomycetes, Helotiales, Mollisiaceae. The record is from RefSeq and is a predicted model, not a curated record.
AUGGCAUCUCCAAUUCUACACCCGCUCACCCUCGACAACGCCGAAGCAGAGCAUUUAGACAUUGGAGAGAGAUCCGACGGAGGGAUCGCAACUUCUGAAUCUGAUGCAAAGACAGUUGUCCGGGUCUUUCCUAUUCGGCUUGCUACGGGGCAAGAUCUAGUGCCAACUUCAUCUGCAGUUCCAGCUCUUUUACAGUCCUUAGACUUCAACCUCUCCGGUCUAACAUUACAUGAAGCUGUAUUGAAGCCAUCACUGGGUGCAACACCUCUCCGGACGUCAACUCCUCUUCUCACUCCUCCGAAAUCUCAAUCGGGGUCAAGCUCUUCUUCGACCCUACAAAUACCUGAACAUGUCUCAACUUCUGGGCAGCGAUAUGUCACCAACAAAUUCAAUUUUGGCCUUUCCACUCACGAUUAUCCCACCCUGCCCCAUGUUGCCAAAGGGAAUAAGGUGUAUCGUUGCGAUCAGGAACCCAUUCACAUUCCAGGUGCAGUGCAAUCAUUCGGGGCUUUAGUGGCAUUGAGACAAGAUCCAAGUAGUAACUGCAUUGUCCGAAUUGCCAGCGAGAAUACAGGAGCUAUCAUAGGUCGGGAGCCAGAGGAGCUGUUCAACCUUCGAUGCUUCACAGAUAUGCUCAGCGCGAACUAUAAGACCGAGUUCAUGGUCCGGAUGAAGGCCCUCUGUUCAAAGCCGAUCAGAACAGACCCAGAUGUUCAUCCCCUCGCUUUGAUAUCCACAGACGCAGUCACAAUUCAUGUAUUCUGUGCCAUGCAUCUAAAUGAUGCAGCCGGUUUAAUCAUCUGCGAAUUCGAGUUAGAAAAGGAAAUCUUUACCUCAAAGCACCCGCCUGAACACGGCUUACCGGCUGUACCCGUUCAAGUUAUCGAUCACCAAAUACCGACCGAAGCUGCUCGCCUUCUAUCUACUACUAAUCGAAGCACUCCUCUCCACGCUGUCGACAUAGCUCGCGAGUCCUCUCGACCACUUGGUUCUCUGGACCUGUUUCACAUUCUUUCAGAAGUGCAAGCCCAAUUAUCGAAAUGCACAGAAUUACCAGCAUUGCUCGAUAUAAUCGUUGGACUGGUUUAUGAGCUCACCAGUUUUCAUCGUGUCAUGGUUUAUCAAUUUGACGAAAACGCUGCAGUAGGUUGUGUUAAGAGCGAAAUCGUCGAUCCGCGCGCAUCUAGCGAUAUAUAUCGCGGCCUGCAUUUUCCUUCAUCAGACAUUCCUCGGCAAGCGCGUGAACUAUAUCUGAUCAACAGAGUGCGAAUCCUCUAUGAUCGAGAGCAGGAGACGGCGAGGUUGGUUUGUCGCACUCUAGAUGAUGCUUCGAUACCACUAGAUCUCAAGCACUCAUAUCUUCGAGCCAUGAGUCCCAUACAUCUACGAUAUUUGUCGAACAUAGGAGUUCGGGCCAGCAUGUCAAUCUCCUUGGUCGUAGACGGCAAGCUCUGGGGCUUAAUAAGCUGCCACAAUUACGGUUCAAGUAUGCGGGUGCCUGCUCCAGUGCGGGAACUGUGCCGAAGCCUGGGCGACAUUGCAAGCAACACCAUUGGAAAUCUGCUCUAUGCCGCGCGAGUCAAGGCUCGUAAAGCAUUGUCCAUCGCUCCGCCAAAAACAUCGCCAUCAGCAUAUGUCGCGGCAUCCUCAGGAGACUUACUGAGCAUGUUCGACGCUGAUUUUGGGUUUCUCGUCAUCAAAGGCGAGGCUAGGGCCAUUGGUCGUCUGAUGGCGUAUGAAGAGUCUAUUGUCUUACUGCAGUUUAUACGCGACGAGAACUUUACGAGCAUCUUCUCAACAAACGCUAUUCGCAAUGAAUGUCCAACCUUGAAAACUUCUGCGGAACUAUCAAUCAUAUCUGGCAUGCUCGUAAUUCCACUCAAUCCCAACAGUGCAGAGUUUCUAGUGUUUUUUAGGAAAGGGAUCUUGAAACAUAUUAGCUGGGCUGGAAAUCCGUAUGAAAAAGCUACCUCGUCAGGCCGGAACUACCUUGAGCCUAGAAGUAGUUUUCGACGAUGGAGUGAGCUUGUUGUUGGUACGAGUGCAAACUGGACUGAAGACCAACUUGAAAGUGCUGCUGUACUUUUGACGCUCUAUUCACGCUUUAUUGAGGUUUGGCGUCAGAAAGAAGCGAUCGUUCAAAAGAACAGAAUGACAAGAAUUCUGAUCCAGAAUGCGGGUCACGAAGCUAGAACUCCAUUGAAUAGCAUUAUCAACUAUCUCGAGAUCGUCUUAGAAGAUAACCUGGAUAAGCGAGCUCGACUACAUCUACAAAGAUCACUUCAGGCUUCCAAAUCGCUGGUCUUUGUCGUCAAUGACCUCCUCAACCUCACAGAGGUCGAAGAUGCGGUCUACAACAUGUACCAGGAAUACAUCGAUCUGAAGGCUUUGAUGCGGAGUUUAGUAACUGCAUUCGAGCCAGAGUCCAGCAGGAAGAAUCUCAAAGUCGUACUAAACGCCGAUGACACGAUUCCAAGCAUCGUCAAAUGCAAUGGAUCGGAUCUGAGACAGGUCAUUUCCAAUUUGUUAGCCAAUGCCAUUCAACAUUCCGAGGACGGGUAUAUCAACAUGAGCCUACGCUGCACUGGCACCUCGGACCUCUACGUUUUCACCGAGAUCUCGAUUGAAGACAAAGGCCGUGGACUUGAAAAGUCACAACUGGAUAAUCUAUUCCAAGAUUUCGAGAAGAUAUUAGACGAUGAGGAUGGCGAAAGUACUUCAACAACGUCGGCCAAUGAUGCAGCUUACUUGAAGACUAUAAAUACACAAAUCGGUUUAGGUCUCGCCCUUACCGCUAGAUUUGUCAGACUCAAUAACGGGCAAAUCGCGAUCUCAUCAGCAGGUUUAGGAAGAGGAGCAAAAGUGUCAAUCACCGUCCCUUUCCACAAAGCCUCGAUCCAACCGCGGCAUGCUACCUUGAAUCCGACUCAAUUCAAGGUAAAUGUAAGCAAUCUCCCAACGCCACCUACCCCCAGUGAGCCAUCGGCCCAGGCCCGUACCUCCUUCUUUAGCCCAAUACUUUCUCCAAUAACGACAUCCUACUCUGAUUUUGGUCAGGUAAGUGUGCCCGGUAUUCUUGAGAGUCCAACCGACCCCACAAGUCCCAUGUCCCCAGAAACGGAUUUGGAAGUCGACAAGUUGAACAUAUUAGUGGCUGAAGACAAUCCGUUGAAUAGCCGGCUAUUGCAAACAAGAUUGAGUAGAAAGGGACAUGGAGUCCAGGUCGCUGUCGAUGGACAGGCGUGUGCCGAUGCGUUUAAGCAGAACACGAUGUUGUUCGACAUAAUCUUGAUGGAUAUUCAGAUGCCCCUCGUAUCAGGUGUCGAAUCCACCCGCAUAAUCCGCGACUUCGAACGUGUUCACUCACCACCAUCCUCUCCCAAAGUCUCCGCCUAUGGUCGCAUACCUAUCAUAGCUGUCUCCGCUUCCCUGGUCGAAAAGUCGAAACUCGAGUACUCGGCCGCGGGAUUUGAUGGUUGGAUCACAAAGCCUAUCAAUUUCAAGCGAUUGGAGAGGAUCAUGGAUGCAGCGAGAAAUGCUGAGAAGAGGCGAGAGUUGGCAUAUGGGAGCGAUGAGUGGGAGAAUGGCGGGUGGUUCGUUACGUAG